Messenger RNA from Amphiprion ocellaris (clown anemonefish), 9574 nucleotides. RefSeq names its product DOT1-like histone H3K79 methyltransferase (gene dot1l). Gene Ontology annotation, molecular function: histone H3K79 methyltransferase activity. The coding region runs from base 293 to 5134 and encodes 1613 amino acids. Lineage: Eukaryota; Metazoa; Chordata; Actinopteri; Pomacentridae. Gene Ontology annotation, cellular component: nucleus. The transcript has 29 exons. Gene Ontology annotation, biological process: regulation of transcription regulatory region DNA binding; DNA repair; DNA damage checkpoint signaling. The record is from RefSeq and is a predicted model, not a curated record.
GUGCCAUAUUUAUUCAUGCCGGGCAAGAUGGCGGCGAUACGGACGAGGUGUUAUUGCCAGUGGACAUAAAAAACGGCAUUUUAUUCAAAAUUCAGAGCCGAGUCGGACACGUUCGCACACUUGACCGCAUCGUGUGUGCGUUUACCGCGUGACGAGCGUCGACGUCUUUUUUAUUCCACACGUUUCGAGUGUUUUUUUUCCUCCAAAAUGUUCACGCUGUAACUCGCUCGCUAACACAGAGCAGAGCAGCUAGCUAGCCAUCGAUCACAGCCGAGCCGCCGUCAAGUGGAGAAUGGGAGAAAAGCUGGAGCUCAAGCUCAAAUCGCCGGUCGGAGCAGAACCUGCUGGCUAUCCGUGGCCGUUACCAGUAUACGAUAAACACCAUGAUGCUGCUCAUGAAAUCAUCGAGACCAUUCGGUGGGUGUGUGAGGAAAUCCCAGACCUCAAACUGGCAAUGGAAAACUACGUGCUCAUUGACUAUGACACCAAGAGCUUUGAGAGUAUGCAGAGACUUUGUGACAAGUACAACAGGGCCAUUGACAGCAUUCACCAGCUGUGGAAGGGGACCACCCAGCCCAUGAAGUUAAACAAGCGUCCUUCCAAUGGGCUGCUGAGACACAUCCUACAGCAGGUGUACAACCACUCAGUGACUGACCCGGAGAAGCUGAACAACUAUGAACCCUUCUCCCCUGAGGUCUAUGGAGAGACCUCUUUCGACCUGGUGGCUCAGAUCAUUGAUGAGAUGGAAAUGAUGGAAGAGGACACCUUUGUUGACCUCGGAAGUGGAGUGGGGCAGGUGGUACUGCAGGUUGCAGCAGCAACCAACUGUAAACACUACUAUGGUGUAGAGAAAGCAGACAUUCCAGCUACCUAUGCAGAGACCAUGGAUAAAGAGUUUAAAAAGUGGAUGAAAUGGUAUGGGAAGAAACAUGGGGAGUACACACUGGAGAGAGGUGAUUUUCUGUCUGAGGAAUGGAAAGAAAGGAUCGCCAACACAAGUAUUAUUUUUGUGAAUAACUUUGCCUUUGGUCCAGAGGUAGAUCACCAGCUGAAGGAGCGCUUUGCUAACAUGAAGGAAGGAGGGAAAAUUGUAUCCUCCAAACCUUUUGCACCUUUAAAUUUUAGAAUCAACAGUCGAAACUUGAGUGAUAUUGGCACAAUAAUGCGUGUGGUGGAGCUUUCUCCACUGAGAGGUUCCGUGUCCUGGACUGGAAAGCCGGUUUCCUACUACCUGCAUACCAUAGACCGCACCAUACUUGAAAACUAUUUUGCUAGUCUCAAAAAUCCUAAACUCAGGGAGGAGCAAGAGGCAGCUAGGCGACGUCAACAGAAAGACACAAAGGACAGCAAAAGCAAUAGCACCACGCCCACAAAACCUAAAGAACAGAACAAGCAGGACUCCUGUGGUGAAGAGGAGCGUCCUAGCUUGGUGACAGUGGUCAAGCCCUCUGCCAAACCCAGGAGAGCCCGACUCUUGUCCAAAGGUCGCAAGCUGAACAAUAAGAAACGUGGUCGACCCAAGAAAGCUACUCCAGCUGCUGAGAAGAAAAACAAAAAGAAUCAGAGUGCAUUGGAUUUGCUGCACGCCAAGACCCUUUCUGCAGCACCCCCUCAGGAUGCGUACCGGCCACCUCAGAGUCCCUUCUACCAGCUACCUCCCAAGGUCCAGCACUAUCCCCCCAGUCAACUGCUGCUGAGCCCAACUCCUCCUGGUCUGCAACAACUGCUAGAUAACAUCAAAGUUCAGUACCUCCAGUUUAUGGCCUACAUGAAGACUCCUCAGUACCGCUCCAACCUGCAGCAACUUUUAGAGCAGGAGAAGCAAAAACACAGGGACCUGUCAGGGCAGGCAGAGCAGCUCCAUUCAGUCUGUCAGUCCCACAAGGACAAGAUCAAGGGUCUCUUUCAGACCAAACUGGAUGAGCUGGGAGUUAAGGCCCUGACAGUGGAGGACCUCCUGCAGGCUCAGAAGGAGAUAUCAGCCCACAACCGUCAGCUGAAAGAGCAGACUAAGCAGCUUGAGAGAGACAUGGCCUUGCUGAGAGACCACAGCCUGCUACUGCUUAAGUCUCGAUGUGAGGAGCUGAAGCUGGACUGGGGCUCAUUGUGUCUGGAGAGUUUGUUGAAAGAGAAGCAGGCACUACGUAGACAGAUCUCUGAGAAACAGAGGCACUGCUUGGAGUUGCAGAUCAGUAUCGUGGAGCUGGAGAAAAGUCAAAGGCAACAGGAGCUGCUUCAGCUCAAAUCCUACAGCCCCUGUGAGGGCUCCCCAUACAGAAAGAGCCUAGAGUCACGCUCUUCCACUGACAUGGACUCUUCUAAGCUCGGCCUGUCCUCAGCCCCAGCUCUCAACGGUAUUAGCCCAGAGCUUUCCAUCAAUGGCACCAGCUCACCCUGUUUUGACCGAGCCAACACAAAGGGUGAGCUUCUCUCUCGCUACCUGCCCAUCUCUCCUGACCACGAGAUUGUGCCUGCCACCCCCGACAUUCGACAGAGGCAGCAAAGCUCCUCCCAUGCUCUUCCUGACUACACUCGCUUCUCCCCUGCCAAGAUUGCCUUGCGGAGGCACCUUAACCAGGAUCCUACUGCCUCUGCUCACUUAAGAGGUCCAGGGCUGACCACACACAGGGAACUGGGUGGCGUUAACUCUCCACUCGGAGCCAAGCAGAACUGUCCUUCUCCCAAUGCUUCCGAUCCUCAGAAUAAUCCUAAAAGCUCUGAGAGGGGCGGUAAGGAGAGAAGUCCAUCUGUUCAGGGAGACAACAGCAUCACAAGCCUUCCGAUUAGCAUCCCUUUGAGCACUGUCCAUCCGAGUAAACUACCAGUCAGCAUCCCACUGGCCAGCGUGGUGCUGCCCAGUCGCGCUGAGAGACUGAGAAGUACUCCAAGCCCUGUGUCUCAGGCAGGUCAGACGAAUGGAUAUUCAUCCAGCUCAGGCCUGAUGAAUGGAGGUCCCCACCCUGAGGAUCACAAUGGUGCUUCUUCAUCACCUCCUCCACACAGCAACACUCCUUUAAUAGGACCAAUGGGUCGAGGUGGUCCCAUCCAGAGCCCCCCACUCAACACUGGAGGGGUGCUCCAGUAUGCCGACGGACCCCCGAGGAUUCUUCCAGAAGACGGACCGGACCGCCAGGGAGGGGAGUCGGACACGGAGCCCCAGGACAGUGAACUGCGGAGGAGGAUCUUCUUCUCUUCUUCCUCUUCUUCAUCCUCGUCUUCCUCUUCGUCGGGCAGCGGAGGCAGCGUGGCCGGAGGAUCACGCCUCCACCAUCACACUGGCAACUCGGCCAAACAGGGAUACCACAGUAACCAUGGAAACCACCACCACCAAUCCCCCGGCACGCAGCACACCCACACGCCCACACACACGUCGUCAUCGCACUCCUCGCACAGCCUCGGCUCUCAAGAAGGCCGCAAACGGGGGAGAAGGAAACGUAGCUCUGCAGGUCCUGUGAUGGCCAGCGGAUCCCCAAAGAGGAGGUCGUUCCCUGGGAUCAGCGCCAACAACCACUCCUCAGGAUCACCGCUCAACAUUAACUCCAUGGUGAACAACAUCAACCAGCCUCUGGAGAUCUCUGCCAUCUCCUCGCCAGAACAAUCAAGCCGCAGCCCCAGCGGGCCCGACAUGGACCAGCCUCCCAUCUUGAAAAGAGAGCGCCCCCUGGAGCUGAACGGUACGGGUCGAUACUCCACAGCCCCCAGCUCCGAUGAUGAGGACUCAGGAUAUCCUGCUGACAGCUCCAGUUCUCGAAUUGAAAGAAAAAUAGCCACUAUAUCCCUGGAGAGCAGAGAUGGACCUGGUAGAGAGGGCAGAAAGUCUGCUAGCAGCAGCGGUAACAGUACAGGCAGCGAGGCCUCCUCUUCAUCCUCCAUGUCCUCUACCAGCAAGUGGAAAUCCACUUUUUCACCCAUUUCCGAUCCCAAGCAGCCCAACUCCGACCUGAGGCAGGGAGGCUCUCCUUUCGGCAUGGGGGGCUCAAGCCGAGGCACGGACUCAGACUCUGACCACAAACAACAGCAGGUGAGGAAAGGGAGUGACGGGGAGUCGUCCAGCUACAUGACCCCCAACCCUUUCCUCAGUCAGGAGGCAGGGACCCGGGGUGGAGGUGGUGGUGCCGGUGGUGCCCAGGGAGGCGGUGGAUCCGACCAACGCCAGGCCCUCCAGAAGCAGAAGGCCUCUCGGGAUUGGGAGAUGAAGACCAACAGCAGCCUGGCCAGUCAGAAUCUCUUCAUUUCUGCUGCUGCCAGCAGUGGAGGGGGCAUUCUGAGUGGGAAGGUGGGAGGAAGUCCUGUAGCAGUUUCCUCAACCACAGGCUCAUCUGUGGGACAGUAUCUGGGGUCGCAGUUCCCACUUGGAGGGACUUCAGUCUUACAGUCGUUGUUCGGGGCCCAGACAGGUGGAUCCACAGUGAGUGGGACCCCUCGUCUUGUCAACGGACACUCUGCCCUGGGAAGUUUUUCCAGUGCUGGACUGGCAGGGGGAGCGGCAGGAGGUAUAUUUCACCACGUGGUUCCCUCAGUGUCCUCCCAUCAGUUUGGGGCGGCGCUGCCCACCUCUGGAGGCCUCAGCUCUCUGCUCAGUCUCUCCUCCUCUUCCUCUACCUCCUCCCAAACCCAGCAACACACCACCCCUCAGCCAGCCUCCACUCGCCUGACCUCCGUGUCCUCACCCCUGCCCCUCUCCCUCUCCCAGGCCCAGCACAGCCGCACCCAGUCGGUGCUGCACAGCCCCUCUCCUCCCACGCUCUCCCUGCCUCCCCCACCUCCCCUGCACAGCGUCCCCUCCUCCUCAGCGUCCAUGCACUCUGACCCCCCACCAUCCUCCCGAUCAGACUCCCUUCACUCCUUGCGUCUGUCGCACUCCUCUCUCCACCACCAGAGAGCACAGUCAUCCCUCUCUCUGUCCAUCUCCUCCUCCACCUCUGUCGCUUCUGUCUCUACCGCUGCUUCCGCCUCCCCCUCCUCCUCCCUGUCGACCUCCUCCUCGUCUCGUCCAUUCGCAGUGCACUACUCCCCUCGGCUGCCCCCUCCAUCACCGGCCAGCAGCUCGGGUGGUGGUGGGAGCAUGUGGAGGACUCAGGGCAUGCAUGGUGCCUACACCACCUCUCAGCUCCCCGGCUCCCGACCUAGAUAGGGUUUGGGGUGAGGGGAAAGAGGGGAGAAUGGAGAGGGUGGAGGGCAAUCGGGGUGGAUAGAGGGAGAGAAUGAGAGAAAGAGAGACUGGUAGGGAGUGAGAGAGACAGGAUACCUGUUUUCCCUGUGCUUCUGCAAGCUGUUGUUCAGAUUGAACAAGGUAAUUGAUGAAAGCUACCUCAACAUUAAAUAAACUAUGCAAAUGUCCAGGUGUGGACCAAGGCACUCUCCUCAUUCACUGGUGCUUCAAACCGUCUGCACUACCCAACCGCCUCCAAGACCGGCUUCUGUACUGGGAUCUUUACACACACACACAUGAACACACACACAUGAACACACACCCGAACACACACCCUCAAACACACAAACACACUAACCACCACUGUGGUCACCUUGAGCAGAUUUCAUCGGUGCUGGUCAUGUUUAUGUGUGGGUGUAUUAAAAUCUUGCUUCAAAAUUUUUACAAUCUGGCUUUUUUCUGGCACUGAAUGAACUGAAUUAUCAUAUCUUGUCUCACUUUAAGGUGCUCUGCAACAUGAUUUUUUUUCUUAUUUUGUUACGCCAACUAGUGUUCAACAAAAAAUAUUUAAUACAUUUUGACUGUUUAAUUCCUCAUUUGACACGAAACCGAAGCACACAGUACACCUUUUUGAGCCGAAUCUCUUCAGGUGUCGCGUUUCCUCUGAUGGGUGUGUGUGUCCAAACUAAAACACAGACACACAGCCAGGUCACUGAACUCUGCUCAGAUGUCAUGCAGCUUUGCUUCUGCAUGCACGCCUUCUUAUCUCUGUUUUCAUCCCUCGGUGAAAUUCGAUAUUUGUUGCAACACAUUUGACCAUGAAACUAAAUGAGGAACUCAGUAUUUUGGUCUAACUUCACACUGGAUUGUAAGAUUUAGUUCCUCAUGUAGCAGAAUAUGUACAUGUCCUGGCUGGUUAGUUGACACCCCUGUUUUGUUUGUAAUUUGCUUAAUGUUUAUAUUUAAGAAAUGAAAAGUAUAUAAAUCAGAUUUGUUUUGGUUUAGCUUGUUCCGGCUGGUCUUGGCUCACAAUCCAGUGUUUCCUUUCCUUUGCUACUAAUAAUUAAGUUUUAAUUUUUACCUAAUUCUUGAACUGUAGAGUGUUUCAGUGUUCAAAUAUAUAACUCAUCAAAGUUUUCUUCAAAUGCCGAGACUUUUUGCAUUUUAUGUCAGUGAUCAAACAUAUUUCACAUUCUCUGAAUCAGUUACCCAAAGGAAAAAGACUGCAGAACAUCAGUACAUAGGAAUGUUUUCAUUUCAGCCUAAUUGUGAGAAUAAAGUAAAUUAGUAACAUUUUCAGGGGUGCCAGUUAUCCUGACCAGAACUGGGUGUAUCUUCAUUUUUUUAAAAUUAUCCCCCAAAUGAAAUUAGUUUAUGAAAUGGUUCUCUGUGUAGACAUUGUUGUUGAAGUUUAGCAAAGCUGAAUCCAGAUGUAGAAGAAUUUUACAGUGAAUCAACAGAAAAUUCAACUAGAUUCUGUAUUUAUUAACGUUCUCUUCCUCUGUCAGUUUGGUAAAUCACACUACUACCGGGCCCACAGCUGAAAUAUUCUGACAGCAGAAUUUUUCAAGUCUUCUUAAGCUGAAAUUAUUCAUAUUUAUCUUUGCUGUUGGAUGCAGGUUUAAGCCAAUGUGGACACAGUACAUGUAUGUGAAAUUUUACUGCAUUUAGUUGAUACAAACACGCAUACAUACACAGUCAUGCAUGCAAAUCCUCACACACUGGGAAGAACGUAAUGAACCAUAACCACAACAAACUACUGGACUCGCUUCACACCUUUUUUGUAUGCUUUUUAAUUGUGUAAUUUUUUUUUUGUAAACAAUGUUUGUACUGUGAAUGUGAUUCAUUCUCUGACUGUAUAGUUGUGGAUAAUUUAGAUUAUUAUAUUUAUGCUGUCAGUCUCUCCAUUUGCCUUGGUUUUUGUUUUUGCUUUUUUUUAAUCCUAAAUUGUGUUGAGAUUGUAGAAUGCAAUAGUGUGUGUACUUGACUCACAGUCUGAAAACAAUGGUGCUAAGUUUGGACUGUACCUGACCUUAUUUAUUCUAUAAUGAAAACAUCGAAAAACAAGUCGAAUACUUGGUGCUUUACACAGGGACAUUUGUAAAGCCAUAUUUUUGGCUUUUCCUUUUCUCAUAUUUAAUAUGCUAUUGUCUCGUUCUUUCGAUGCCUAGUGUAUAACUGUAGACACCACGUUUCGAUGGAAAUGCUCUCCAACAGCCGGCUCAUAGUCUGAGUAAAUAGGUAUGAGGGCCUCAUGUUGAUGUUUCUCAAGCAGCAGUUUCAGACAUACGUUGGCCCGCUUUGCUCUCAUCUGUUAGUGAACAAGACACACUUUUUGUACAUAAAUUUUUAUUGUUUUUCAUUGUACGUCUCAUCAUAAACAGAAAGGUAUAUAAAAUAUGUAUCUAUAUACAGUCUAUAUAUAUAAAUAUAUAUAAAUAUAUAUGAGUAUAUAUAUAUAUAAGUGAAAGGGGUGUUUUGGUGCUGGCAUUGUGACCCUUAAAUCCAACCUGUUAAACAGGAGGUAGAAGCCAAGCAGAGCAAAGCAUUGCCACCACAGGACCUUAAUAGACAGCGCGGAACACCAGAACAGCACCUGAAUCCUUGUGAUAUACACACACACACACACACACACACACACACACACCCCCCGCAUCUAGAAACUCAGAAGCUGUGUGUUUUUUAACACGCAGAGGUGCUGUGACUCGAACACAACUAGAUUUCAGCACUAGAACUGUUAUCACUUUUAUCGGAUGUUUCCACAUCUUUGUUUCUGUUUGUUUUUUUUACCAACCCAGAUCCUGCAAGAAAAAUGGUGCUUCUGUUUCCAAACAACGACAAUUCACAUUUUGCAAGUUAAAUCUUCAGUGGUGCAUACAGAACUAUGUGUCUGCGUCUUUACACACUGUCUGUCCUUAGAUGUCUCACUGACGAGGCCCAACCUCGUCACGUGAGCAUGUUGUGUAAUUGGAAGAGACGUGCUGAUGUGAAACACUUGUCUUAGUGUGAGUGCGAGCAGCCAAGCUUCCUUUUUUCUCCGAUAGUGGGAGUACACUUAAGCUCAGUUUGUGUGCGUGCUUGUAUUUUCUCCACUUGCCAGUGCAUAUCUAAGGGAAGAUUAGACUAAUAAUCAAAGCUUUAUAGUAAAAACUCCUGUCCUGUGCACUCCCUCUGUGAACACAAAUGUGUUUCUCACCUGCGAGUGUUCAAGUGAAAAAAAGAAAAGUCAUUUUAGAGCAUAAUUAGAGACUAGUCCAUUUGUUACCAGCACUGAGAGGUAUUUUGUAAUUACUGUUGAUGCUGUUUUGAUUUUCUUAAUCUUGGUGUUUGAUACAAUUUCAGUUACAUGUUAUGCUUUUAAUUGUGUCUUCAGAUUCCUGUCAAUUUUCACUACUACUAGUCAGACAGACAGCACGGUGCUCUCCUUCACUUUAAACAAGGAAAUUGCAGCUAUUGAUAAAUACUACUCUUCUCCUGUUGUGCUGCAGGGUUUUAUAGUUUAAAAACACAAGCUCGCCUGGUGGCUUUUCUGAUGGUCCAGUUUAACCUUUGGAACUUUCUCUAAUCUGGAGGCCCGUUGCGGUGUAUGUGCAAGUACGAGUGCUUUGUGGAAAUGUCGCAGAGUUCAGCUCAUUUUGUAUUUACUUCUGGGAUCAGUCAAAGGGAUUUUGUUAUUAACGGUCCUUUGGUGUACGAGCGUGAUUUGAAUUCAGAGCUUCUUUGCAGUUCUCUCCAGCAUACUGCAUCCUGGUACAGUAUUGGUAGAUAAUCUGUGAGAACUUUGCAGUCGAGGCUGUUUACUCUAAAUCCUGCCAAAGGUCUUAACUCAGGAACUUCCCAGGUUGCUUGUGAUGAUUUUUUUCUAUCAGCUACUGCAUGUCGCAUUUAUUAACCAUCUUGUGGCAUAAUGAAGUCCCUCUCCUCAAACUCAGGACCAGGAUCAGCCCUCAGUAAGCUUAUUUCAAGGUAAAAAUUUGUCAGAUCUCCUCAGAUUCACUCCUACUGGCACAUACAUCCGGCCUCUUCAGUGAAGCUUUAUGAGUCAGUCUGAUCUCGAGAAGCUGUGAAAUGGCUACGACUUUCAGCAUCUUCCUCAUCUCACGAAUGCCUCUGUCUAGAUUUGUGUAUCUAAGAAGGAGGUCCGCUGACCUUUGUUAACAUCUCCUUCAUUAUGUGGGGAUGUUAAAGGGCAGAUGUGACCAACAGUCUGUGUACAGUAGAUCUCUGAUUGGUGAAGCCAGGGCAGGUUUGAGGUGCAAUAAUGGCAAACCUACUUUCCAAAAGGCCCUGGGUUUUUCAUGGAAAACUUGUUACUGUUUGAUGUUGGUGCUUUUAUCCUAAGAUGUUAUAAUGAAACAAAUGGAAUUAAUGUUUUUUUUCCUGCGUUUUAUGAUUAUUAAUAAAAAAAAAUGUUUCCUAUAA